GGGGCCUUUUCCUCUUCGGAGGCCCAAGUGUUUGGAGUGGGGUUCGAGCUCUUCGCCCAGCAUGCCUCAGAACGAGUACAUCGAGUUACAUCGGAAACGAUAUGGCUAUCGCUUGGAUUACCAUGAGAAGAAAAGGAAAAAAGAGAGCCGUGAGGCUCAUGAGCGCUCAAAGAAAGCCAAGAAAAUGAUUGGCCUGAAAGCCAAGCUUUAUCACAAACAGCGCCAUGCAGAAAAGAUACAGAUGAAAAAGACCAUUAAAAUGCAUGAAAAGAGAAAUACCAAACAGAAGAAUGAUGAGAAGACUCCAGAAGGAGCUGUGCCGGCAUACCUGCUGGACAGAGAGGGUCAGUCUCGGGCAAAAGUUCUUUCCAACAUGAUCAAACAAAAGCGGAAAGAAAAAGCUGGAAAAUGGGAAGUUCCUAUACCCAAAGUCCGUGCCCAGGGAGAGACCGAAGUGCUCAAGGUGAUCCGUACCGGAAAGAGGAAGAAGAAGGCAUGGAAGAGAAUGGUUACCAAAGUGUGCUUUGUUGGGGAUGGCUUUACCCGCAAACCUCCAAAAUAUGAGCGAUUCAUUCGACCAAUGGGUUUACGAUUCAAGAAAGCUCAUGUAACACAUCCUGAACUCAAAGCCACUUUUUGCCUACCCAUCCUUGGUGUAAAAAAGAAUCCCUCUUCUCCCCUGUAUACAUCUUUGGGGGUCAUUACGAAAGGCACAGUCAUCGAGGUGAAUGUCAGUGAGCUCGGUCUUGUAACGCAAGGGGGCAAAGUAGUCUGGGGAAAGUAUGCACAAGUAACCAACAAUCCAGAAAAUGAUGGGUGCAUUAAUGCAGUUCUUCUUGUAUAAGAAGCAUGUUUCGCAUGCCACACUUUCCCAAGUGGGAGGAAGACUGCCUCAGACAAUUUGUAGAUAAAAAAACUUGUUAAAUUAUCAACAACUGAAGAUAAAGGACUGGCUUUUCUUUUUGCAUUACCAAAAAUAAAGGACACCAACUUGGACCAAA
Molecule: messenger RNA, 1001 nt
Organism: Anolis sagrei ordinatus
Lineage: Eukaryota; Metazoa; Chordata; Lepidosauria; Squamata; Anolidae
Gene: NSA2
Product: NSA2 ribosome biogenesis factor
Biological process (GO): maturation of LSU-rRNA; maturation of 5.8S rRNA
Cellular component (GO): nucleolus; preribosome, large subunit precursor
Source: RefSeq, a predicted model, not a curated record